CGUCUGGCCGGCCGGGCCGGGAAGCGAGGGGGCCGGGCGUCGUCGGAGCGCGCCAAGCGCCGCCCCUCGGCUCCGCCAAGCGCCGCAGCUGGCUGGCUGGUUGGUUGGCUGGGCCAUGGUGGAGCAAGCCGACGACGCGCCGCUGCUCUUCUGGGCCGAGGGCCCGGCCGUCUCCCUCCCGGAGCCCGGCGAGCCCGGCGGCUGGGGGGGCUCCUGUUCUGGCGUCAAGGGGGAGGCAGCCGCCGGCGGUGGCGGCGGCCCCGGCGGGCGCCUCCAGGAGCGGGAAGGAGCCGAGCAGGUGGAGGAGGACCAGAUCUUGGCCGUGUUCGUGGUCACCUUCGAUCCCCGCACGGGUAAGGGCUGCUUGCAGCGGAAUCGCUUAGGGAUGCCCUCGCCGGAUCUCCCUUUCCCCCCGUGGAGGGGGAAGGGACUCGGAUUCGCACCCAGUCCCCCCCCCCCCGGCAGCCUGGGUUGCGCGUGGUGGUGGGUGCCUUUACAGCAGCAAGACCUCAACAGGAGCUUGUGUGUGUGUGGUUUCUCCCCCUUUGGGUUGCUUUCUGGCAGAACCGAGUUCCUCUGACCAUGCACAAAGGGCGCUCCCCUCGCCCUCCUUUAAGCUGCAGUUGCACGUCGGCAUACACCUUCCCAGGAAGGAAACCAACCGGUAGGUUGGCAUUAGAGAUGUGUCACCUCUUUUCCUACUACAGUACCUGGUGAUGCCCAGAGAGAUUCCUAAGAUAUCAGCCAUGAAUUCUUGGGCAGGGAAGGUGACUUGCACCUGUUUGCUUUUCCACCAGGCUUUUCCUAAUGGAAAACUUAAUAGUGUCUCCACCCUCUGUGAGUCAUGGAUGCCCUUUGUGGCAGCCACCUCAGUGGUAGCUGAUGAUGCCCGUUGAGGGUGAAAGGUCUGAUUGGUUGUAAGCAGACAAGGCAGGCAGGUGGGGCCUGGCUGAGGGCAAACUGAGGCUAGUGGGACAGUGCCAUAUUUGCCCCAAUUGCAUAGCAUCCCCCUCCCACACAGGUAUCCCUCGGAAGACAUCUCCAGACGAUGGAAGAAGAUAGAGUCAUACGCUGUCUACCCACUGCAUUCAGAGAGGCCCUGUUAGAAGCAGUAGGGCCUACACCAUUGACCCUUGACCUCUCAAACUGCAACUUCAGGGUACCACUCCAGGGACUUCGCCCAAAGCAUUUGGAUGCCUGGUGUGAAAAAUACACAUGGUCCCCCCUUCCCCACUGGUGCAUCCGUGAACAUGGGGCAUGAUUCUCUGGGACAUAUUCCAGUGGAAGUGUCAUUGAAUUGCACAAGUGCACAGUUGUGCUUGUUCUGGUGGAGCUGUCCCAAGAGGACUUCCUAGUACCCUUAGAUGCCCAGGUUGGUCUGUCCGUCUCUGCUGCUCUUAAUGGCAGACAUGAAGGGAUUUCUCUCUCUCCAUCUCCCGUAAUACUUGAGUAUGGGAUUACCCAAUUACAUUGAUGGGUGUUGAUUGUGGAUGGACAGAAAGAGUGUACCGCUUUUCACUACGUAUCUUAACUUGCAACCAGGGUAGCCAGAUAUUGGUGGACUACAACUCCCAUCAUCCACAGCCAUUGGCCAUGCUGCUUGGGACUGAUGGGAUUUGUAGUCCAGCAUCAUCCGGAAGCACUGCAGUGCCUUACACAAUGCGCUGCCGCAGAAUGUAGCAAUGGGCUGUCGGCUUGUUUAGGUAGCUUUUGGGGAGGAUCAAACAAAUUCACGGAGGAAGACGGGUCUUACCAGCCAUUACGGCUAAACGGAGCCAUACUGUUCUGAGGCAAUAUGCCACAGACUACCAGUUUCUGGAGACCAAAUAACAAGGGAGGGCUGUUGCCUUCAAGCCCUGCUUGUGGGCUUCCCAAAGGUGUCUUAUUGGCCACUCUGGGAAGCGGAAUGAUGGACUAGAUGGGCCUUGGGUCAGACCCCAUUGCAUUCUCACCUGCAAAGUUGAAGAUAUGUUUUCUGUUAUGUUCUGUAUGAAUGUUACCAAUUAGGAGUAGUUGGAAGGAUGUUCCUCUUAAGCAGAUACAGUAUGAAACCUGUUAGAGGUCACCAGCGUGCUUGCAAAGCCCUUCCCUGUAACCAGAAGGGUCCUUUCCCUUCCACUGAAAUGGGUGAAUUCUGUUGUUGCCCAUUGGAAAGGUUGUGGGGUGCCAGCAAUAGUUUAUCCAGUUUGCAAAUGGCGUCAGAAAGCUCCCAAAUGCUAUUGAUCCUGGACAUCCUGCUCUUUAACUCCAACUAUACAAGGAUUGUUUGUGGUUACUUGGCUGGUAGGGAGAAAAAUACUCUGCACAUACUUAAAGGCAUUGCAGCAUAUUCCUGGAGUUACCUUUGCUUUUGAACAUUAACAGGAAGAAUUAAGCCCAGACUUGCUUUUAUAAGGAUAAGCAAAACUGAGUACCAUUUUCACUGUGAAGUUUCUGCAGCGUGAAUCUUUUUGAAGUGGCUCAAUAUUUCCUCAUUUCUUGUGUUGUGUCCUUUACCUACAUCCUGUUGCAUGAAUAUGUGGCAGGUUUUCAACAGUUUAAACAAGUUCUUUGGAAAUAUAUGCAAAUUGUGUGGGUUUUGUUUUUUAAAAUUGUUUCCUGCUUUUUCACUGGAGGUUACUGAAGGCAACUAGCAACAAUAAUGCAAUGAAAUAUAUUAAAAAUAGAUAAUAGCUGUGAAAUACACCAUUAAAAAACAAGACAGGUAAAAAAAAAUCAGUCAUUAAAAAAAACUAGUGAAAACCAAUUUCAGUAUAUUCACAAGCCAGCUUGUAGGCCAAAAGCCUGUUUAAGUAAAAAAAAAAAGUUUUGUCUAAAUAAAAAAGAUAACAUCAUAGCUGCUGCAAGAUAGGGUGACAGCUGCCAGCUUGUCUUUAAAAGAGGAUUAGAUAAAACUCAUGGGGGAUAAGUCUAUCAGUGUCUACCAGCCAGGUUGGUCAUGUUAUGGGAGGCAGUAUGAAUACCAGUUUCUGGAAACCUCAGGUGGGGAGACUGCAAUUGCACUCGGCUUCUGCUUGCAAGAAGCCUAGGGGCAUCUGCUAGGUGAAAACUGUGAUAAGCUUUUGGCCCUCUCUAACAUGGCGACGGGGUGAGCUCCCGUUGCUCGGUCCCUGCUCCUGCCAACCUAGCAGUUCGAAAGCGCAUCAAAGUGCAAGUAGAUAAAUAGGUACCACUCCAGCGGGAAGGUAAACGGCAUUUCCGUGCGCUGCUCUGGUUCGCCAGAAGCGGCUUAGUCAUGCUGGCCACAUGACCCAGAAGCUGUACACUGGCUCCCUCGGCCAGUAAAGCGAGAUGAGUGCCGCAACCCCAGAGUCGGCCACAACUGGACCUUAUGGUCAGGGGUCCCUUUACCUUUAACAUGGCUCUUAUGCUCUUAUUUAGCCUUUUUAGGCCUUCCUAAAAUGACCAGGGUAUCCUACAAUUCUGCUUGUAUGGAAUAAUGUCCUAUUGAACAUGAGCGAAAAUGCUAAAGAAUUGGGCAGUGUGGCAGCUGAUUCUUUAUGCAGGCUAACCUGUAGCAUUGACUGAUGCCACGCUCGCCUUCAACAAGUUCGUUCAAGUAGCUUAUAUCUUAUUUGGUCCUAAUUCAGGUAUUGAUGGCUCACAUCUCUGCCCACGCUCAGCCAAGGCAGUUUACAUGCAUGCAUCCAGUUCUGUCUUAGCCACUUGAGUUGGCCUUGCUUGAGAGACUGUGGAGUGGCUUCUUGCUUUUGUGAAGCUCAAUAAUUAAUGCUUCGCUUGAAGAGCACUUAACUUCAAGGGUUCUUUAAAUGCCUUGCAAAUUCCCGAGCCAUGUGGUGCAAAAUCUGCUGGGUUGAUUAUGAAACCUGUAAUGAAAAGGUCGUGGAUAGGUAUGCAAUGGCGUGUUAGAUCGUCCUCCGGAUGUUGCUUCUGGUGGUGUCUGCAUGGCUGCUGUGUUUGGGGCGGAUUGAGGAAAGAAGUACUUGCAAAAGGAGCAUGGUGGUCUCUAAUCCUCCCGUUUGGUGAGGCUGGCUUUUCUCUCCCUCUGUGUUGGAAGUGCUUGGAGGGUGACUUCAGACUUCAUAUGUGUUCGGUGGUAUGAAUCUGUGCGUUGAAUUCAUUAAGAGAUUUCUAUAGCUUUACCAAAAAUGAUCACUGAUUGCAAAGAUAAUAUUGGAAAAACAUAAUGCUUAAUAAACAGAAACAUUGAAGCAGUUACUGUAAAUUACAUAAUUAACAAUAUCAUAACAAUGACUUAAUCCACCACCCUCUAAAAGUCCAGCAAAAAACCUGGGUUUUUACCCGACACCUAAGGUUGGGACAAAGUGUACUUCAUUGGGGAGAUUGUUCUAUAGGUUUAGGGCCACCACCAAAAGGGCUCUUCCUUUUCUAAGGAAGCAGACAUAAUUGCGCUAUUAUCAGAGUCUACAUAUUUUGGCUUGGCCUUCUAGACAGUCAUAGCUGGUGGUUGCCACUGACCCCUUCCCCUCUCUGUUCUGGGAAAUGGAGUGAUGUGUCAGUUAUGGUCACAUUGUCCUUAGCUAGGGACAACAUCUGGGAUCCUUGGGCAUCUUGGCACGGCCUGUGCUUGAUAUCUGCCCCAGGCUCCUGCCCCCCAGCCCUUCUUAUUUUCCCCCUCCCCAGUUUGGUCCUCCCAAGCAGUGCAUGGUAGGUGAAUCUAGCCACCAUUUUAAUUUCCCACAACGUAUUUGGGGAAGGCUUGCAGCUCAGUGACAGAACGCCUGUCUUGCAUCCUGAAGGCCCUAGGCUCAGUUACUGGCAUCUCCAGGUAGGGCUGGGAAUAUGUCCUGUCUGAAACCUUGGAGAGAUGCUGCUAGUCAUUGUAGGCAGCACUGAGCUAUAUGAACCAUUGGUCUGAUCUCAGGACAAUCGUACCUUGGAUAUUGAACGCCUUUUAAGUUGAAUGUUUUGGCUCCCGAAUGCCGCAAACCCGGAAGUGAGUGUUCCGGUUUGCGAACCUUCUUUGGAACCCGAACGUCUGUUUUCGGAAGCCACACUUUGGUUUCCGAAUGUUUUGGAAGUCGAAUGGACCUCCGGAACAGAUUCUGUUUGACUUCCGAGGUACCACUGUAUAAGGCAUCUUCCCAUGUCACUGUAUUCUUCUGCAACUUUGCCCACAUCUUUUUGUCCCCUCUGUUGCCUUCCCUGAGUUUUGGCUGCAAGUCUGUCCCUUGGAUGUCUUCGAAGAAAUGGUGGAUUCAUUUGUUGGUCAUUUAUGAAUGUAGACAGGCUCGCUGACAGUACCAGCCUCAACCAGACUACAGUGAGAAGUGGGGUUUUUUGUUUUUGUUUUUAGUAUCCAUGGGUUAAGCACUAGUGAAAAAUUCAAAUUACAGUUUAUGGAUUUAUGUCUACUUUCACAAACAGUCGAGCCACAGUGCUGUCCAAAUAUGCAAAUACAAAUGCAUUUAAAAGUACAAGGAAGUUAUAGCAAGAUGUCAUUUCUAGAUAUUAAAAAAUAAAAUGAUUAAUGACGAAACGGUAGCUUAAAUAUCACACAGGCUAGGAUAGCAGUUUUAAAUAGAAACACCAUGCACUGUUUUCUCACAUCCCCUUAUGUGACAAAGUUCUUUUGCCUCUUCUUCUGUGGAAGGAAGCGAAUGACAACAUCAACAGACUCUCUCUCCGCCUCCCCUUUCGCCUUACCAGUUACGUUCUUUGCGAAUGUUGAGGAAUGGGAGGAAGUAAAGUCUGGAUUGCCUCGCUACUAUUUCCCUGACCACAAAUUUGCAGUUCUAAUCUUGGGGCUGUUCAAGUUCUGCUUUUGGGCUCAAUUGAAAGUCUUCCUGAUGUCAGAAUUAGUCACUUUGUGGAGGACUUUCCUUAUCCCCUGCAAACAUGCGUUAUCAGUUGACAUCAGCGGCUCCUUUUUUUUUAAAAAAAAAAUAUUUUAUUAAGGAUUUUCUUGUUUUACAGAAGUGUAGUGCCUCGUAUUUUUUUUUUAUGUAACAUUUUUACAAAUCCGUUUCAUUUGUUGAGGCAUUGGGGGGAGAAGGGGGAAAAAAAAGAAAAAAGAAAGGGGGGUGGAGAGAGGGAAGAUGGAUAGGGGUGGGGUCGGGUGGCAGUGUUUCUAUUAUGUUUAAUGUAUGUAGAGUUUGGUGUCAGCAUUGCUUGUGUUGUUCACUUGUGUUCCUUUGGUGGUGAGAGAGGUUGGGGUUGGCCUAGGGUGUGAUUGUUUGCUUGUGAUUGGCUGUGGUGAUCUUUGUUUUCGUGUGUGAGUGAGGUGGGUGGGUGUUUUGGAUCAGGUUAGCCAUAUUGAUUUGUAUGCUAUUGGUGGAUUAUUGUCAUUGUCCUGUUGGGCUGUGUAUGUGAUAAAGGGGAGCCAUACCGGGGUGAAGGCGUCUUCUUCUGUUUGUCCCGUGUCAGUUUCAGUUUAUUAGUUAAUUUUUCUAGUAGGGCUGUUUCCCAUACUAUUUGGUACCAUUGGUCCAUGCUUACUCCUGACAGGUCUCUCCAGUGUCUGGUUAUGGUGUUUCUGGCUGCUGAGAGCAGGUGGGUUAUGAGUUCUUUGUGGUGUAAAUAGGCAUUGUUGUCUUGGAAGAUGUUUAGUAGGGCCAAUUCUGGGGUGAUGUCUAUUACUUGCUUAGUUAUUUUACAUAUUUCUUGUAUGGCUGUUGUCCAGAAUAGUUGGAUUUUGGGAAACUCCCACCACAUGUGGAGGUAUGUGCCUGUGGAGGUGCACCCUCUCCAGCAUUUUGGUGAGGUUCCUGGGUGUAUUAGCGCUAGUUUCCUUGGUGUUAGGUACCACCUGUAGGUGAGUUUCAGUGUGAGUUCUUUUCUUUUCGUUGAUAUGGAUUUAAAGGGGGGUUUAGACCAUAUUCUGGUCCAUUGAGUGGGGUUAAUCUCAUAGCCUAUGUAUCAGCGGCUACUAUUCACGAUGACUGUGGCCACAUUUGCAGCGAACAUUUCCCGGAGUGGUUUGGCACUCAGUCCUUUUUUGCAGAGAACUCUGAGAACUCUGCAGCUCUGUCAGGGGGAUAGGGGUCCCCUAGCAAUUCUCAGCACCCGUCACAAACUGCAGCUCCUAGGAUUAUUCGAGGAAAGCCAUGGCUGCUUAAAGCGUGUAACUGUACGGUAUGAACGUAUCAGAGGCAGCACAAAUACCAGUUACAGGUGAACUGCAGUAGGAGGGGACUAUUGUGCUCCUGUCCAAGAUCUAGACCUCUUCCCUUAGGGUAGAACUUGCAGUGAUACCCAAAUCCCCGCUGUUUAAACUACCUUGUUUAGUUGUGGGAAGCGUUUUUCUUUUCCCAUAGUGUCAGUGCGUCCGUAGCUCUUAUGAGUACGGUAUGGAAUGCACUUGUGCCAGGGUUGUGGGCAGGGUGGAUAAAAAUCAAUGAUUAAUAAUAAUAAUAAUAAUUGGAUUCUUUUUAUUUAAAUCAGAUUUUUUUGAUUUAAAUCGGAUUUUUAAAAUAAAAUGCUUCGGAAGGAAAAAUCUUUCUAAAGAUAGUUUUCUAUUUAAGUUACAUUAUAGUCCAAACUCUAUUCAUCAGGAAAUAAGGAUUUGUUUUAAGUUUUUCAUGUGUGCUAAAACUCCAUCUAAGCUUUUUUAAAACAAACAAACAAACAAAAACAUGGAUACAUAUGCUAUAAUGUUAUUGCAUUAGUUAAAUAAAUGGUUUAACUGAACUAAAAUUGUUAGUUAAAUUGUUUAAAUUGUUAUUAAGGAAAUGAUUAUUUUCUCCUUCCAAUAAAGUACAGCAGAAAAGUUGUCCAAAUAUAAACAGUUCACUUGUUAAACCUCAAAACAAUUUCGCAAUUAUCUCUCUAUGUAUUUCUAAUAGUGUGAUGGGAUGAUGAGCUGCUUGUGCGUAAAAUAGUAUCCCCUCAGAGUUUGUUCAAGUCCACAAACCUCUGUCUGUGACGGAGCCCCUCAGACAUGGCUCCUCUAGUCACUAGCAGAUUCCGACAGUGGUUGCUUUCGGAAUCGCUUCCAACAUAAAAGCUCCUUAACGGAAACACGUCUUCUGGACUCUCUGCGUGACAGUUUCCGGCGAGGAGUGGGUGUUCCUACAGGAGGUCCUGAAACCUCUCCACUGUUUUCGCUGGAAGUGUCUCUGAGCCAUCCCUCCAGCUCACUUUCCCUCAGCUCAGCUCCUCUCCCCUACUGGUUCCCUCUUCAGCUGCUGAGUCUCUCCCAACCUGUGUGAGCCCUUUCACCUCCCUUCCUUCCGAUGGCAGUUCCCUGACAUCCACCUCCCCUCCAGGGCCCCUUUCACCCCCUCUCGCCCCCUCCUCUACGGGCGGUGAGGAGGCAAAACCCCGGAAUGAACUUCCUUCAUCUUCCGAUGUCUCGAACACUUCUCUCCACCUGUUGCGGUUCCUGGUCUCGAAGUACUCCUCCUCCUCAGAGUCCAUCUCCCUUCCCCUUCCGAGUCCGGGAAUCCUUCCAACUCCUCCUCCUCAUCAGUGGUCCCAAAGUAUUCCCUCCGGAACCUCUCCACCGGCUGAGGUUUCCUUGGGAACCUUUGAUGGAACGUUUCUAUCAAUACCUCGUCAUUGAUAUCUUCGGCCAUUACCCAAGUGUUUUCGGACUCCGGUUCUCCUUCCCACGCUACCAAAUACUCCACCUGAUCCCCCUUCCACCUGGCGUCGAGGAUUUCUGCUACAUGGCUGCUGCAUUCUCUUUCUUCUAUGACCGGUCCCCGAGUGGCCAUCCCUUCUCGUCCCCCUUCGUACGGUGACAGUAACGACCUGUGAAAUACUGGGUGCAGUUUCAUGUGGUUGGGUAACCGGAGCCUGAAAGCCACUGGGUUGACCUGUUGAAUGACCUCAAAGGGACCCAACCUCCUGGGUCUUAAUUUCUUACAACCUCCUUUGAACGGCAACCCUUGGGUUGACAGCCACACCCUAUCUCCCACCCUUAUGGUUACACCUUCCCUUCGGUUCUUGUCUGCCUGCCUCUUGUAUUCUUCCUUCGCCCUUUCUAAGUUGAGUUGGAGCUGACGAUGGAUUGCUUCCAUUUCUUCCACAAAAUGCUCGGCUGCCGGGACGCUCCAUCUCUCCCCAUCUCCCCUGGGAAAGCCCUGGGAUGACACCCAUAAUUAGCCAAGAAGGGCUCAUCCCUGUGGACACAUUCUCGGCAUUGUUGUAGGCAAAUUCUGCCAGCGCCAACUUUUCUACCCAGUCAUUCUCUCUGUCAUUGACAUAACACCUCAGGUAUUGCUGGAGGACACCGUUUGCUCUUUCCGCCUGCCCGUUGGUUUCAGGGUGCCGGGCAGUCGAAAAAUUGACCUCCACCUGCAGUAAGCUCAUGAGCUUCCUCCAGAACCUGGAAGUAAAUUGUUUUCCUCGGUCUGAGACCACCCUCAAUGGCACCCCGUGCAACCUAAAAAUGUGUUCUACAAAUAACUUCGCUGUCUCUUCCGCCGUGACUGCAUGCGAGCAAGCUACAAAGUGGCACAUCUUUGUUAGUAGGUCUACCACCACCAUGAUGGCUGUUUUCCCUUUGGACUUCGGCAGAUCAGUCAUAAAAUCUAUCGACACUGCCUCCCAAGGUCGUUCUGGGGUUGGUAAGGGUUCUAAUAGCCCCGCCGGCGCCCGCCUUUCUCCUUUGGCUCGCUGGCAUUGCUCGCACCCUCUUACAUACUCACGUACAUCUUCCCUCACCUUAGGCCACCAAAAUUCCCUGGUGACCAACCACAUGGUUUUGUGUUGUCCAAAAUGCCCCGCCGUAGGGCUGUCGUGCAACUGCUUGAGUACCCUCCCCUUAAGUCUCCUUCAGGGAUAUACAGUGCCCCUUUGUAAUACAAAGCUCCAUUUCUUUCCUCGAAACCCCCUGGUUCCUCUCCCUCACCCCUAAGACCUCUGAGCUUAUUCUGGGCGUAUUCAUCAUUCUCUGUUUCCUCUACCAGUUCUCUUUGUCCCACCAAUGCCGCCCCACACACCCAGCGGUCCUCUGGAAUGACAUGUCUCUCUUCGGUGCUCCCUCCCCUCCAAAUAUUCAGGUUUGCGUGAGAGAGCGUCCGCCCUAAUGUUCUCUGGGCCUGGCACGUAACCAAUCUCAAAGUUAAAUUUGGAGAACUCCUGGGCCCAUCUCACUUGCCGUUGGUUGAGCACUCGUGCCGUCCUCCAAUACUCUAGGUUCUUGUGGUCAGUGCACACUUGCACCUUAUGUUGUGCGCCAAUUAGCAGGUGCCUCCAUCUCCGGAACGCCUCAUGAAUGGCUAGUAGUUCUCGGUCAUACACCGUGUAGUUCCUCUCGGAUUUGUUCAGCUUUCGCGAAAAAAGCACACGGUCUCCACUCUGACUCCUCCUUCCCUGGCUGCAGAAGCACCGCCCCAAUCGCUCUGUCUGAUGCGUCAGUUUCCACUCUCAUCGGUUUUUGUAAAUCCACAUGCAGGAGUUGUUGUUCCGAGGCGAAGGCCCUUUUUAGUUCCUCAAAUGCUCGCUCCGCCUCCUCAGUCCAAACGAACUUCUUCUUACUGCUGAGACAGUCCGUAAUGGGCGCCGUCAGGUGGGCAAAGUUUGGGAUGAACUUACGAUAGAAGUUCCCAAAUCCUAGGAACCUCUGCACAUCCUUCCUUGUUUUGGGUGUUUUCCAUUCCAGCACCGCCUGGACCUUGCCGGGAUCCAUGGCCAAUCCCUUGUCUGACAGGCGAUACCCCAGGAAUUCCACCUCCUUGGUAUGAAACUGACACUUCUCCAGUUUCACCCACAGCUGGUUGGCUUGCAGCCUGCUCAACACUUCUCUGACGUCUCUCACAUGCUGCUCCUCAUUCUCAGAAUACACCAACACGUCGUCUAAGAAGGCCACACAAUUCUUGUAAAGCAAAGGCCCCAGGACGUGGUUCAUAAACGAUUGAAAGCAUGCGGAGCCUGCUUGUAGGCCGAAGGGCAUAACCAAAUAUUCAAAUGCCCCUAAAGGGGUGAACAUGGUGGUUUUCCAUUCACCCCCCUUCCUUAUUCGUAUCAGGUUGUACGCCCCCCUUAGGUCCAGCUUUGUGAAAAUCUUUCCCUUCCGCACCCUUGUCAAAAUGUCGUCAAUCCUGGGCAUAGGGAAGGCCACUGGUUCUGACACUGCAUUUAAGGCCCUGAAGUCACACACCAGCCUCGGCUUGUUCGUCUUUUGUUAAUCCACAAAAACACUGGGCUGCCCCACCGCCCUGGACUCUCUGAUGAACCCUCUCUUCAGGUUCUUGUCAAUGAACUCUCUUAGCUCCUGCAUCUCUCUAUCUGACAUGGCGUACAGCUUGCCUACAGGGAGCUGUACCCCAGGGGUAAAUUGAUUUGACAGUCAAAGGGUCUAUGCGGGGGUAGUUGGUCAGCUUCCCUUUCGCUGAAGACGUCGCGGAGAUCUGCGUAUUGUCGUGGUACCUUCACGUUCUCCGUUACUUCAGUCCCUGCUAGGGUGGCUUGGGCCCCUGCCAAACCCUUUCCCUCUUUGCAGUGUUCUAAGCAAUGUGCUGAACCAAAAGAAACCACUCUCUGAUGCCAGCCCACCAGCGGAUCAUGUAACGCUAGCCAGCUCAUCCCCAAUAUAAUGGGAGCUCCUCCCAAGGUGGCCACAUUAAACGCUAUCAGUUCGGUGUGCCUUGCCACCUUCAUUAUCAUUGGGACGGUCUGCAAGCUGACUUCUCCUCCCAACAGCUCCCUGCCAUCGAUCGUGGUCACCUGCAGGGGGUUGCUUAAAGGGAUCGUCUGUAUCUGGUGUUCAGCUGCAAACUCUUUGCUCAUGAAAUUGCAGGAGCUGCCUGAGUCCAACAGCGCCUUUAUCUUUAGAGGGUGUCCGUUUGGCAGCUCUAGCGCCACUUCUAUCACUAGGGGCGGGUUUAGGAGGUUCUGGCGUGGGCACUCUCACUGCUCUUUGGCCUGGCUGCUGUGCCCCGACGGUGGCAGCCAGGCGUUGGCUUUACUUGCUCCGGUAUUUCUUCCUCUCUUCCCUCCACAGCUCCUACCAUCCCUUGCCAUUCCUUCCUCUGAGGGCAGACUCUGGCAAAGUGACCUGGCUGUUGGCAGAGAUAGCAUUUCCGGGCGCGUUUUCCCUCCUUCUUUCCCCCUCACUGGGAUUUGAAUGUGCGCGCGCGCGCUGUUCCGAUUUCCAUCGGCUCUGCCGGCGGGAAAGUUGGCUCUGGAAUGUCUGGAAUGCGGAACUCCUUCCAACGUUCCCCCUUCCCUUCCCGCCUCUCCAAUGCUCUCGCCUCCUGGCGCUCCUAUGGUCAGCGCUGAUUUGGUCAGCUGGUCCAUAGACUCCGCCCUGGGCGCCCGGGAAAGUUCGUCUUUCACAGCCGAAGAAAGCCCUUCUUCAAAGAGCAUUUGAAUGGGUUCCGCCGAUAAGUCCCACCCCAAUCUGUGAACUAGCAUGGUGAACUCAGUCCAGUACUCACGGACAGAUCGGCUCCCCUGUUUGCAAGCCAUUAACUGUCUGCGCACCACUCCCUGUUCAAUAUCGCUGGAAAACAUCAGAUCCAUGGCGCGAAAGAACUUCAUCGUGUCCUUUAGUACGUCACUAUUCGCUGCCAUCAGGGGUCUAACCCAGUCUCUCGCCCCCUUUUCAAGAUGCCCAAUCAUGAAAGCCACUCGUGAUUCCUCGUCAGGGAAUUCAUCAAACUGCAGAUUGAGGGCAUAUUGCAUCUCUGUCCGAAAGCCAUGAUAGUCUUUGGGCUCCCCCCCAAACUUCUGCACCAAUCCUGGUACCUUUCUGGCGAGCUGGGUGGCUUUCCCCUUUUGUCUGCAUCCUGAGCCCUCCUCUCCUCAAGCCUCGCCGUCUGCAGCGCUAGCUGGACCUCCAACACCCGGUACCUUUCUUCCAGGCUUGGACCCGCUCCAGCUCCUGCUUCUCCGGUUCCGGCUGGGUUGCUCAUGAUGCCUUCUCCUGCACAAGCUGCUUUCAAAGACUGUCGGAAUGCUGUGAUGGGAUGAUGAGCUGCUUGUGCGUAAAAUAGUAUCCCCUCAGAGUUUGUUCAAGUCCACAAACCUCUGUCUGUGACGGAGCCCCUCAGACAUGGCUCCUCUAGUCACUAGCAGAUUCCGACAGUGGUUGCUUUCGGAAUCGCUUCCAACAUAAAAGCUCCUUAACGGAAACACGUCUUCUGGACUCUCUGCGUGACAGUUUCCGGCGAGGAGUGGGUGUUCCUACAGGAGGUCCUGAAACCUCUCCACUGUUUUCGCUGGAAGUGUCUCUGAGCCAUCCCUCCAGCUCACUUUCCCUCAGCUCCGCUCCUCUCCCCCUACUGGUUCCCUCUUCAGCUGCUGAGUCUCUCCCAACCUGUGUGAGCCCUUUCACCUCCCUUCCUUCCGAUGGCAGUUCCCUGACAAAUAGUAUAACCAAAUCAGUCAUUUUUUAUAUAAAUGUAUUAUUCUAAAAACGAAACCUUCCUCUGGUUGUAAAUAUUAAGAUUAUACCAGCAAGAAUGAGUCUUUUUGUAAAAAAGAAAAGAAAAAAAGAUUUAAAUCAAGUCUUACUGACUAAUGAUUUAAAUCGUGAUUUAAAUUGAUUUGAUUUAAAUCAAAUCCUCCCUGGUUGUGGGAGUAAUUUAUGGGUGCAUCUCCUCAGCGAUGCGCAUGCCACUCCAUUUUGUAAAUACUGUUGUUGUGGCUUUAUCGUUGCGUGUGCAUUCCGCAGAACGUAAGGGAGAGGCAGAAGCUGAAAGAGGGAAGAGGAAAAGUUUAACUGGGAACUCGUCUGCACUUUACAUUUAAAUUGGUAUGAUACCACUUGUGGGAAACCAAGGGUCAAGACUGUUUAAAGGGGCACGAUAAGGCUUCAAAUGUAUAGUGCAGGUGUGACCCAGAUAUUUGCUGUUUGUGGGAAGAGUGCAGAAGACCUCUCUUCCCCGCCCAGAAGAAAUAACUAUGCACUGACCCCUGUCCUUCCUUUACCUGAGUCCACUGUUAGACAGAAUGAAGCAGUCGCCUCAGGUGGUUGAUUCUGGAAGUUAUGAAAGGGCAGCAAAUUGUUCACUAUUUAAUUUAUUAUUACUGUAUUUUCACUGCCGGGGAGAAAUGGGAGAGACUUUUGUGGACUUUUCUGCUUGCGGUGCCAAAAUGUUUUGAUUGGCUUUGUGUGCCAUGCGCUUUGACUGGAAACAAGGCACCAUUCACUGCUUGGACUUGGGUUGCAAAAUAUUUUGGGUUGGUUCCAUCUGGGUCAGCUUCAGCCUAUAUUGGACUGUGGCUUGGCCUGAUGUGGGGAGUCUGGAGGACCUUAUUAGACCCAUGUGCGCAAGUUCCCUCUUGCUGAUUGAUGCUUUGCUGUCACUGACACCAGGUAUUGGACGACUGCAUGGAGCAGCUAUAAAAACAGAAAAAGACCAAGGGAUUCCUCAGCCUCCCAUCAUUGUGGUUUCCCUUUCAAUGCUGCCAUGUGCAGGACUGGAGAAUAAUGCAUAAUAGCCAAGCCUCUCUACCUUCAAAUCUCUGUGGUAGCAUACCAUACAGUGGUACCUCGGGUUACAGAUGCUUCAUGUUGCAGACGCUUCAGGCUACAGACUCCGCUAACCCAGAAAUAGUACCUCGGGUUAAGAACUUUGCUUCAGGAUGAGAACAGAAAUCGUGCUCCGGCGGCGCGGCGGCAGCAGGAGGCCCCAUUAGCUAAAAUGGUACCUCAGGUUAAGAAUAGUUUCAGGUUAAGAACAGACCUUUGGAACGAAUUAAGUUCUUAACCCGAGGUACCACUGUAUAUUGUUGCACUGCUUAGCUGACAUAUGGCAUUGAACAUGCAAUAAGAACAUAAGAGCCUGCAGGAUCAGGCCAGAGCCCAUGCAGCAUCCUGCUCUCACAGUAGCCAACCAGAUACCUAUGGGAAACCUGCAAGCAUCACCUGAGUACAAGGGCACUUUCCUCUCCUAUGGUUUCCAGCAACUGUUGUUUCAUUGAGUUUGUGACUCUUGAACUCAGGGUUUGGGUGAAAACCUGUUUUGAGGAGCAGUCCAAUCUGUCGCAAAGGCAAUAGAUUAUUUCAGACGCAUCCCAAGUUUGAGUCCUGAGGAGCCUCACGCCCAACCUCCUCUCCCUUUUCUCUCUUAAGGCUAUCCUGGUUUGCAGGCGUGUGAAACCAUGGUUUGCCUGUUUGGACAAAAACCAGGAAACUAUGAUUUGCAAGAAACCCAAAUAGGACGUGAUUAUCUCCAGACAUGAGGGGAGUGAGGGAAGCAAACACACUGGCCUAAUGCCCACUCAUGUGAUGUCCAAACUAUAUUUUGGCUUUAUGUCAGAACAGCCCCAGGGUUACUUAUCCUGUCUCAGUGAAGGUGAUGGGGAAACUGCCAGAAGUGCAUUUAUAAUAAUCUAGCUUUUAUGAACCAGGUUCAAAUGAGGGAGCGAGGGUGUAGGUUCAGUGAUCCCGUCCCACCCCACCACCCCCAAAUGGCCAAAAAAACAUGCACCCUCAUUCUUGUUUCAAACAGCUGUGUCCUCCUCAAAGCAAACAAAUCUAAUGACUUAGGAGGCUUCUAAUUAAAGCACUGAGCUUGCUUGACACAGCACACGUCUACCUACUUGGCAUGUUAUAUAUCACACACACACACUUGGUGUGACUUGGUGAGAAAAUGCCUUUCCCAGAGGAGGCUGACCAUCUGUUAGGCGCCAUUAGCCAAACUUACCUGCGUCUGCCAGGCAAGGGAUUGCCUCAGCACCUUGCUCCAUGAGCGUGAAAUGGGUGACGUGGCAAGAAAAAUGUGCGUCUGGGUGAGUAGGUGGGGAGAGAUACAAAUCAGUUGGGCAAGACAAAGAGCAAACAAAGGAGUGACUUCAUGUGAGCCUGCCGGGCCGGGGGGAGGGGGGGGGGAGAGCAGGAAAGGGAUAAAUGUUUCCCAAGCAUUGGACACACUAUUUUUCAGGAUUUGGGAGGGGGGAGAAAGGUCUACCCGGCAGUUCCUGGGCUUUAAUGCCCAGGCUGCUUGUUUGUUCUCUUGAUUCCAUUUAUGAGAACUUGUAUUUCUGUCAGAUUGUCUGUAAAUUUGGUUCUUUGCUAUUUUUAUUAUUUUUAUUUAUUGGGGGGGGGUCGGUAUGCAUAUUUUAAUGUUGUGUUGUGUACCACCUUAGGAGCCUUCAGGUUGAGAGGCGGAAUACAAAUUGAAACAAGAGAAUAAGUGGUUUAUACAUCUGGUCACCCAGUUCCAAAUCUAGCUGUCUUCCACCUGUUGAACUGGUGCAGUUAAAGCACCAGUUUUGAACAGUUUACUAUACCACUUCGUCUCUCAUCCCUGCCCCCCGCCCCAGCCGCAAGAAAAACCCACACCUCUAAUCAAGAUCAGGUUUUCAUUUAUAGUUAAACAGAAAGGAUGAGAGUGCCAGAAUUUGAACCCAUAGGAGGCAGAGAUGCGGCUAAGUGGUUUAACAAGUUGCCACCACAGCCCUGUUUAGCGUCAGUAUUCUUCCUUCCUACCUCCCUAUCCUGUUCCUUGUGUUUGUUCUGCUUAAGACAAACACGAAUUUGGAGGUGAGAUAACGCUCCAGGCAGCUGAGCAUUUCAUCCUGGCAAACAAGCUCCUCUCUCCGCUUCCCACACCCAGCUGUUCAUCUCCAAAGCUUUCGGAAAACUGGUGCAACUCCCAGCAAGACAGAGUCAGGGAAGCUCACUGGAGAACCGUGGGUCAUUCAUUGCCUCUCAGCCUAACCUACCUUGCAGAGCAAUGUUACAAACUCAGAUAGAUAAGCUAAUUCCCAAAUGCCACCUUAAACACUAAUUAAUGUCACUACAAGGGAAUGUUGAUAUGAUACGAUAUGAUACAAUAAUCUUUAUUGUCAUUGUCCCAUACAGAACAACGAAAUUGGAAAAAAAAAAUCUACAUAAGACAUUCAAAACCAACAAGCCUGCCAUCCCUAGAUAGUCAAGUCUAGUCUAGUCUAGUCUAGGCAACUCUCUCUCUUUUGCAAUGAAUUAUUAUUAAUUUAUUAUUAAUCAUUUCAUUUCUAUAUCGCUUUAUAUUUUAAAUAAAAAACCUCAAAGCAGUUUACAACACAUUCAGACAUCAAAUAAACCAAUCCGGAAUAAAAUUCAAGCUUCCAGGAAAAUAUUUCAGUUCCUUCUCUAAGUGACAUUUUGCCUUCCCCAUAUCUAUUUACCUACUUAAUUUAUAGAGCUGCCGCAUAGCAGGAGUACCCUAGGAAGGCAGUGUGGUGUAGUGGUUAGAUUGUCGGGCUAGGACAUGGGAGAUCAUGGUUCAAAUCCCCACUCAGGCUCACUGGGUGACCUUGGGCCAGUCACAGCCUCUUUACCAGGGUUGCUGUAGGGAUUAACUGAGGAGGGGGGUGAACCAACUACUCCUUGGAGAAAAAGGUGAGAGAUAAAUGCAAUAAAUAAGCUCUUCUGCUUACCUGCUUAAGAAAGUUUGGGGGGAACAGGCAGAUGGAGAUGUCAGCCACCAAGCUAUCAUCCAGAGAUCUCAACUUGGUCGCAGUUGGACCUGCGCCAGUCGCAAAACGUACCUGGCCCCUGGCUAAUUUCUAACACUGUUGUGGGGAUUAAACAAGGUGGGGAGAACGGUGAACCUUGAGUUCCUUGAAGGAGAAGGUGGGAUUUCAGGGUAAUAAAUACAUAAAUAAACUCCCAUUAUUCCUGACCUAUUUGCCAAUGCUGACUGGGACUGAUGGGAAUUGGACUCCAGUAGUAUCUGGAAGGCCGCAGGUUCCCCAUCCCUGAAUUAUCAGAUGUUCUUCAGUGUAUUUUGUUGUAAAAGGAGGAAUCAGAAGGAGGCCGCUUGCUUGAGGUGAGGCACAGCUUCUCAAGUGAAGUAGUUAGGUACCAGAAUGAAAGAUGAUGCAUGUUAAACAGGCAGCUCUUGGGAGAAAGAGAGUGUGGUUUCUGUAAUAAUAAUUUUCUUCUACCUACUAAGUUAAGACGGCUGAAUGUAUGAAGCUUUGCUUUCCGUGAAGCAAAUAAUAUUGCUUAACUAGGCCCAGGGCUUACUCAGGCUCCUGAAGGAACAUGAUAGGCAACGCUUGAUUUCAGCAGCUAAAUAUAAUUUUAUUGAUCGAUAUUUGCGCAUGCAAUGAGAAAUUUCUAUAUAAAACACAACCCAAUUGGCAACGACAUAAUAGCAAGGCUAUUGACAUCUUUGUGGGCUUGAUAGCUUUUCCAGUGUACGGAUCCCAGUGGAUACAGGGUUGUUGUUUUUUUUAGGGCAGAGGAUUGGAAAAGGGAAAAUAAAGCUGUUACUUUUGGGGGCCUAGAAUCUAAGCUUAUUAUUUCUGCCCAUCUGAGAUAAACGGCCUGCAAUCAUCAGCUAAAAUUUACAACCGUUGCAAUGGGUGCUUUUCAAGUAUUUUCCCCACCCUUUGCUAUGCUGGUCAUGUUUCACCUUGAAAAGUAUUGAGUGUGGCAGUGUCUAUUUUGAGGAUCAGCCUUCGCAGUCUCUCUUGGAGAAAAAAAUGUUGUGUUUUUGGUGGAGCUAGGUUUCGUAAGAGGCAACCUUCAAUGUACGUCACCCUUGUGACUAAGUUCACCCAGGUGGUGGUGUGGUGUGGAAAGCCAGUCUGAUACUGUGGUUAAGAGCAAGCAUAGGCAAACUCGGCCCUCCGGAUGUUUUGGGACUACAACUCCCAUCAUCCCUAGCUAACAGGACCAGAAGUCAGGGAUGAUGGGAGUUGUAGUCCCAAAACAUCUGGAGGGCUGAGUUUGCCUAUGCCUGGUUAAGAGUGUCAAAUCAUGACCAUGAGACCUAGGUUCAAAUCCCAACUCGGGUGUGAUAGACUGGUUGGAUGCGGAGGAGUGGUGGGGGGCAACAGUUGGGGAACCCCAAGGGAAGAAGACUCAGAGCCUGGGGAGUGGUGGUGGGACAACGAUUAGUGGGCAGAUGGAGAAGAGGGAGCAGACUGGGAAGAGGAGGUGUCAGAGGCUGAAGAGAUAACAGGACUUAGUGAGCAGGAAGAGGCUGUGACAGAGAGCAGUCCAGAAUCAGAGGCAGAAGCAGAGGAUGGAGAUAAGGCAGGCCAAGAGCCAGAGCUGGUGAGGAAUCACAGGUCUCUCCCUCUCCUGCUGCAACUAGCUCCCUCCCUUCCCCCUUGGUCUCCCAGAACCAAAAGAGGCAUGGAAAGGGUUGAGAAGUUAGCUUCACACAGGCACAGUUUCAGAUUGCAUGGGGAAAACCCUGGAGAAGAGGGGACUUAGGCAGCUGUGGGGAGGCAGGGGCCUGCAGUCUCCUCAACUGCUUCAUGGGGGCAAGACCGAACCCAGAUGAGUUGUUGUUCUCAUUAGGCCUGGCACUCCUGUGCAGACCCUGUUUUUUGCUAAUAAAGAGUCAACUCCAACUUGCUCAGUGUGAUUUACUGGUGGCUGGCUCCUGUCAUCAGACGUGGAGCUCACUGGGUGACCUUGGGCCGAUCAUUUUCUCAGCCUAACCUACCUCACUGGGGGGUUGUGAGGAUGACACGAGCUCCUCUGAUGAAGGGCUGGAUAACUGUGUAAUCAGUAAAGAUAACUAAAAGGACAAGGCCAAAAGGAAAGGGGAUAAGGCGCAGGAGAGGCACAGAUUUUAAGGAGGGACUAUAACUCAAGAGGACUGAGCAGAGACAGGUUUUCCAUGUGGAAGAUAGAUGGCAUCUCCAGUUUAAAAGGAUCAAGUCAAAAGUCUAUCUUUGCCUUGAGAGUUCUGGCCUGUCAGAGAUAGCCCUAUUGCACUAGAUGGACUUAUAUAAACAUUUUAACCCCACUUUUCAGCUGACAAAGGGCUCCCAAAGUGCCUUUCAAAUAUCUCUAUUAAAUCAGCUCCUGCCCCCAGACUUGCAGUUUAAAAGACACGACACAAGAGGAAAAGGGAUUGGGCAGGAGGAGGGGGUGAAAGCGAGCUCAGGCAUUAUAUCUUAUUUACAGAGUGCUUGUAAAGACCAGCAGCAAUGGAAAACUGUUCAAGGAGGGAAGGAGGCAAAAACUGUUCUUCUUUCAGCUGAGCUGAUGGAGUGGCCCUGCUUCCCGUCUCUUUCUGCUCUAUAAUAAUCAUAAUCAUUUAUUUAUACCCCGCCCGUCUGGCUGGGUUUCCCCAGCCACUCUGUUUGGAUCUGAGAGGUUGGUGUGGGACUGUUGAGUUGAGGAGCAGUUUGCCAUUCGUAGCCUCUUCUUCCUGCCCACGGCUAGCAGAAUUAGUGACCUGGCUUUGACUGUUGUAGGCAUGUCUGCAUAAUACGUUCGGGCCAAUUGCCUUGGUGUUUGUGUCCAGGUGUGUGUUCAUGCUGCGUUCUCCCCUCUCCUCCACAGGUAACAUGGUUGAGUGGUGUUUGCCGCAAGACAUUGACCUGGAAGGCGUCGAGUUCAAAUCCAUGGCCAGCGGGUCCCAUAAAGUUCAGUCGGAUUUCAUGUGAGUGUACAAAACGUCCCCAGGGUCCUGCUUGCGCUGUUCAAUUGUGCGUGUCCUUCCAUUGUCCAGAAAGCACACGACACAGACUGCCCCUGAUGAAAUGGACGAGGCGGUUACCAUUGUAAACUAACAGGGUAUAUUCGUUAUAUAGUCAUUUAUUUGUUGAAUUUAUACCCCGCCCUUACUCCCCUGUUUGAGUGCAUAUUGCAAGGGCUUUUGGGCGACGGGGUGGGGGGGUGGGGAAGGUUUGCCCUGUGCACAGAUAUACCCUUCACCCCCACCAGUGCCCUGGUUGAUGCAGAUGGAGUUACCCGUUGGAGGCAGCCCUUUAGUUGUGAGCAGAGCCAGAGCUGAUGAUGGGGAGAGCCCAGAGACUAAACGUUCUGGAUUAACUAGCCCAGCAUAAAGACUGCCCUCCUUCAACUCUCAUCAUGGUGCUCUCAAAUUAGAACCCUUAUGGUUUUGAUCUAUGGGCUACUUUUAAAAUGAGGAUGCAUUUUAAAUUGCAUUUUAACCUGUAUUUUAAAUUGUUUCCCCCACCCCCUAGUAUGUUCUUACUGUAAUUUUACCGGUGUUAUCUGCCCUGAGCCCGGCUCUGUCCGGGGAGGGCAGGGUAUAAAUAAUAAUAAAUAAUAAUAAUAAUUUCCUAGUCCUGGGCAGGUCUACUCUGAAGUAAGGCCAACUUGGUUUCGUGGAGUAACUCUCGGAGAACUAGGCAGAGAGAUUUUCUUUUAGCACAACAGACCAAUCCAGCUGCUGUUCUGGAAAGCAAGCAAAUGCGAUUUGCGUCCAAAUUCAGUGCGUCUUUAGCACACACACAUGCGUAUCUGGAAAAAUCAUAGAAUUGUAGAGUUGGGAGAAACUCUGAGGGUUAUCUAGUCGAACCCCCUGCAAUCCAGGAAGUACCAUGUCUCCAUCCUGCUUUCCCUGCAUGCCUCCCCCACCCAAUUUGCCUAUUUAUUCGCAUUCCAUCUUCCUUUCCAGUUACUUCCGGAAAGGCCUUUGCUUCGGCUUGGCCUGUUUUGCCAACAUGCCUGUGGAGAGCGAGUUAGAGCGUGGCGCUCGGAUGAAGUCCGUGGGGAUUCUUUCUCCUUCCUACACCCUGCUGUAUAGAUACAUGCACUUCCUGGAGAACCAGGUCAGGUACGUUAUUAGAAAAAAAAGGGAGAAUGGGAGGGAGGUUGUUACUGGACCAUAAAGUGGUUCGGGAGAAAUGUUUAGUUCGUGCUGGAAUGCCGUGGUGGCUUUUCUGGGAUGGUUUCAGAUGUGACUUGGAUGACCCGCUUUGCCAAGUCAUUUUCCAGCGGGGACGCGUAGAAGUCAGAUCACCUCUGUUGUCUUUUAGGCACUUGUUGAAGACUCUUCUCUUUCUAACAAGCCUCCCAAGUGAAUGUUGUUGGUAUAUGUACUGAACAUGAAACAAAUUACAGUGGUACCUCGGGUUAACUACUUAAUUCGUUCCGGAGGUCCGUUCUUAACCUGAAACUGUUCUUAACCUGAAGCACCACUUUAGCUAAUGGGGCCUCCAGCUGCUGCCGUGCCACCGGAGCACGAUUUCUGUUCUCAUCCUGAAGCAAAGUUCUUAACCUGAAGCACUAUUUCUGGUUAGCGGAGUCUGUAACCUGAAGCGUAUGUAACCUGAGGUACCACUGUAUAUAUAUGUAAUUGGAGUUUUAAUGGUGUUAUGCACAAUGCCUUUUUUGCUUUUAUAAAUGCAGUCGUUUUGACUGUUUUUAUGUUUGCGAUUGUUUGCAACGCGCUCUUGUUUCAUUGCAAACCACCACAAUGUGCCUCGUAGGAAGCAAUUCGUAAGUGAAAUACAUAACGGCACUGAAAAGACGCAUGCAUGGAGGCUGGAUGCUACUGUUUAGGCCACCAGGUGCUUAAGCUUGGAAGCUGGCCUGCACCAGGAGCCAUGUGGGAGGGUGCUGUUUCACUCAGGUCCUGCCUUUUUGGCUUCCCGUAGGCAUCUGGUUGCUCCCUGUGAGAACAGCAGGUUCUUCCUGUGUUCUUAUAGGAAAGGAAUCAUGUGACCACCAAAGAGGGACCAGCAAGAGGGACCAGCAGGUGCCACUAAUGCAAAACUGUUAGCGUUGGCUUGUGAAUGGAGGGUUGUUCUCUGGUUUCCCUUUGUGACUUGCUUUUCUGCUUGCCUUACAGACAUCAGCUGGAGAUGCCAGGGCAUUACUCUCACCUGGAGGCGUUUUAUGACGACAAGAAAGGGGUCCUCCCUGCUGGCACUCUUGUUUCCCAGCAAACCGUCCACUGGCUGCCUUCCAUCCACAGAUACAUGUACCCAGAGAUGAAGGUGAGAAAUAGGCUGCGGUUAUUGAGCUUCGCAUGAAGGCAGAGCGUGCCAAUGAUCCACACUGGUCAGAUGCCACGAAGUAGCUUUAGCUAGCGGCUAAGAUGGAUCUCUGGAGGCCUCUUGCAUUCUGUGACAGUAGGGCAUCAAACUUAUUUUUUUGCAAAUUUCUUCAUUGUGAGGGGCCUUUAAAAAUGUUUUUGGAUGUUAGUAAUUCAAAACUGACAUUAUGUUUGUGACUGGGCACAUUUAGCUUGGUUAGUCUUAUGUUUGUUGAAGAAGCACGUAAACUGCUUUUGGAAAACCGAAUAAUUUUAGUUUUGCCUUAUGAAGAUGUCAUGUACUGCUAAAUAAAUAAUAAUAAUUAUUAAUAUAUACAACUGUAAGUACUUGGCAAUCAUUUUUUAAUGAUUUCUCUGCAAUUUUGCACAUAUUUUACUUACUAAGCAAAACCAAAUUAUAUUAAUUUAACCAAAAUAUCUUGAAUUCCUAAGUUAGGUUACAACUUUUUAGCAGCUCUCAUUUUGGAAUUUGGAAAGUUGGGAAAUUCAGUGCACUCUAUCACCCAGUUUACUUCUCUAAUGCACAACGAGGAGUAGAGCAGGUGUUCUACAGAAAAGUGUUUUUAUUUGUUUGUUUGUUCCAUUUUUAUCCACCUCCAUCUCCUCCUCCAAAGAGUUCAGGGCGACGUACAUGAAUCUUCCCCAUCUUCCGCAAUGUACCCUAACAACCUUGUGUGUUAGGAUAAGCUGAGAGAGAGGGUGUUGGCCCAAGGUUGCAAAGUGAGUUGUGUGGUUCAUUGCUUCUGUUUGCCUGAAAGGAUAGAAGUUUCUGGACAUUCGAAGCUCCAGGGUACUUCUCCUCCCCUUUCUCGGAUCUGUUGUUUGUUUUUAGCAGUCAUCACCUCAGCAGCAAAAAUGGGAGCCAUCUUGUUUCUGUUUCGCUGCUAACUCCCUGCUCUGUUUUUUUAUCUGGCUGCAGAUCACGCACCCUGCAGGCUGCAUGUCUCAGUUCAUUAAGUUCUUUGGCGAGCAGAUCCUGACUCUCUGGAAGUUCGCCUUGCUUCGGAAACGCAUUUUGAUAUUUUCCCCGCCUCCUGUCGGGGUGGUCUGCUAUAGAGGUACGUAGAAAAUGGGAGAUUUGGUCCGUGUUAUCAAAUCACGCACGGUGAAAGUUUCUCCCCUCUGCUGUUUGUUUGCUUGAAAUGUUUCUUUCUAAAUGCCCUGCACCAACAGAUUCCAAAGUGGUGCAUGAAACUGUGAAUAAAACGUAAUCCACACAAGAUAAUUGCUGCUGGUUUGAGACAGCAAACGCAAAACCACAAAAUGCAGCGAGAGAAAAGAAAUGCCUGCAGCCAGAACAAAACAGGGGCUGCAUUUCAAACAAUCUGAAUGCUAAUCCGCAGGUUGUCACAUCUGACAACCUAUUCACCCCUCUGGUUUCAGAUAGUACAUGGUAGGCCAGGACACAAAUUUCCACCGCCUUCUAGAGGCUAUGCUGACUCAUUUACCCAGAGCAAAAGCCUCCUGAGAGGCUUAGUUUGGUCAGAACAGAAUAUGUAAUUCCAGAGUUAACAAUAAAUACAUUUGUUGUUGUUUAGUCGUGUCUGAUUCUUCGUGACCCCAUGGACCAGAGCACGCCAGGCACUCCUGUCUUCCACUGCCUCCCGCAGUUUGGUCAGACUCAUGUUUGUAGCUUCGAGAACACUGUCCAACCAUCUCGUCCUCUGUCGUCCCCUUCUCCUUGUGCCCUCCAUCUUUCCCAACAUCAGGGUCUUUUCCAGGGAGUCUUCUCUUCUCAUGAGGUGGCCAAAGUAUUGGGGCCUCAGCUUCACGAUCUGUCCUUCCAGUGAGCACUCAGGGCUGAUUUCCUUAAGAAUGGAUACGUUUGAUCUUCUUGCAGUCCAUGAGACUCUCAAGAGUCUCCUCCAGCACCAUAAUUCAAAAGCAUCAAUGGUCAGGGGUCCCUUUACCUUUAUGUGUGUGUGUGUGUGUGUGUGUGUGUGUGUGUACACACACACACAUAUACAUUGCUACUAAAAUAAAUACAUUACUAUUGGUAAAUGAGUUGCCACAGCUGCUAGAGGGCCAUGAAAAUUUGUGUCCUGGGCUUUUUAGACUUGUCUACUCAUGUGCUAUCUGAAACCAUUGGUUGCCAGAUGUGAAUUUUUUUCCAGCUCUCCUAACCCUAGUUAGGGCUUUUUUACGUUUUACAGUGCAACCCUUUGCCUACUCAGCAGUAAGUAGCAUUGAAUUCAGUGGGACUUAUUGCCAGGUAAGUGGGUAUAAGAUUGUCACCUUACUGUGACACCUCUUUGUUGAGUUUUGCACAUAAUGGACAGGGAGGAACCAAGCACAUGUUCUGUGCUCCGUAGGUGAGAAAGUAGAGCUGUUCAUUAAUCAUAUAAAUCUUAGCUGAGUCCUUGAUUUUAGUUGGUACACUGUGUCUUGUGGAAAGGAUCUUCUUACCGAUAACUCAUAAAUUGUUUCAUAUAAAGAACUCUCCUGUUUUAAAAACCAACAAGAGUUUUUUUAAAAAAAUAAAAGAUUUGAUGAUAAGACAAAAAUAGCAUUUGGAUUUUUUUGUGUCUAUUUGCUCAUGAGGGCAGCUGUUUCAGAAACAAUGAGUGCCUCCACAUGACUGUUUGUUUACAGACUUGGUGUUGCUUGUGCAUGCAAGGUUUGCAUCCGCACAACAUUGUACUCAUCAAAAUGCCAUAUAUAUAUAGAGAGAGAGAGAGAGAGAUAGGGACACGGGUGGCGCUGUGGGUUAAACCACAGAACCUAGGACUUGCCGAUCAGAAGGUCGGCGCUUCAAAUCCCCAGACGAGGUGAGCUCCCGUUGCUCGGUCCCUGCUCCUGCCAACCUAGCAGUUCAAAAGCACGUCAAAGUGCAUGUAGAUCAAUAGGUACCACUCUGGCAGGAAGGUAAACGGCGUUUCCGUGUGUUGUUCUGGUUCGCCAGAAGCGGCUUAGUCAUGCUGGUCACAUGACCUGGAAGCUGUACGCCGGCUCCCUCGGCCAAUAAAGCGAGAUGAGUGCCGCAACCCCAGAGUCGGCCAUGACUGAGCCUAAUGGUCAGGGGUCCCUUUACCUUUACCUGUGUGUGUGUGUGUGUGUGUGUGUGUGUGUGUGUGUAUAUACACACACACACACACAAACACCCCAAAGUUUUAAUCCAGUUGUACAGUUUCUACCAAAAAUCCAGUGUGUUACAAAUAAAUAAAAAGGAAACGGUGAAUCUGUAUUAAAGACAAGGGAGCAGGGAUAUGGGGUAGCAUUUUGACGAAGACAAUGCCAUGUAGACGCACUGCCUUCUCUCUGCCCUUGUCUGCAGUUUAUUGCUGCUGCUGCCUUGCCAAUGUCUCCUUGCCUGGAAUCGGUGGGACUGUUCCUGAGUCCAAGCCUUUCUUCUACGUCAACGUGGCUGACAUUGAAAUGCUGGAGACGGAAGUGUCGUAUGUGGCCUGUAAGUAUGAAGCAUCCCAUGCAAGGGGGCGGGGACAGUCCUCCAGGCCUCUCUAGCCGCGCCCUCACUACUCUUCCUGAGGCCACGCCCCUUCCUGGCCCUGCUCUGCACCCUCCAGUACCGUUUUGCCUGGCUGGAACAGGCACCUUAACUGUGACAUUGAGUCUUGCUUGCCAGGAUGAAUGAUGGAAAGAAGAGCGUGCAUGCAUAGGACCCUCUGGCUUUUGUGUGCUUGAAAGGUAGUGUGUUGUACAACAGUAGUAAGACCCACACCCAUUACUCCACCCACUUUUCCUUCUGGCCCUGCCAACCAUUGGAAUGUGGCCCCCAGAAGAUUUCCCAUGAUGCAGUGCAGCCGAGGCCGAAAAAGGUUCCUCACACCUUUUCUAUAGGCACAUGUUUGUUUGCUUGCUUGCUUUGUCACCCCGAGAUUCUCCAGCUCUGCUUGUGCAAGGGUUUGGGCUGAAGUCAAGAAGAAACUGUUACAUACAGUAUUAUUAUUAAUAAUAAUAAUUAAUAGUUAAUGCUAUAUUCUUCAUCUGUAGAUCUCAGGGCAGUUCACAACACAAAAUUACAAAAUUUAAAAUACAAAAAUUGUAAUAAAAGUAAGAACAAUAACAAACCAAGAAUCCCCCCUCCCACAACACAUUUAAAAUCAAUGUCAAUCAGCCAAAGGCUUGGUUGAAGAGGAAUGUUUUCACCUGGCACCUAAGGUGUACAGUGGUACCUCGAGUUAAGAACGUAAUUCGUUCUGGACAUCCGUUCUUAACCUGAAACUGUUCUUAACCUGAGGUACCAUUUUAGCUAAUGGGGCCUCCCGUUGCCACUGCGCAAUUUCUGUUCUCAUCCUGAAGCAAAGUUAUUAACCUGAGGUACUGUUUCUGGGUUAGUGGAGUCUGUAACCUGAAGCGUUUGUAACCCGAGGUACCACUGUAUAAUGAAGGUUCCAGCCGAACCUCCCGGGGGGAGCAUUCCAUCAAUGGGGAGCCACUGCAGAGAAGGCCUGUUCUCAUGUUACCACCCUCCACCCCCCUCGUGGAGCCUUGCCUUAACAGUGGGUACCUAAGGGAUCAUGGGCAGCAUUUUCUAGGACUGUGCUGUUUCAUUGUGUGUGUAGGAGGCUGCAUGUGGGGAUACUUUGUGGCAGAGUGGCAUACAAAUAAACUGAUGGUUAUGAAUACCGAUUUCACUAACGUAGACUGGGCCCAACCCGUUCUCUUCGUCUGUUUCCUGCAGGCACAACGGAGAAAAUCUUUGAGGAGAAGCGGGAUCUGUACGACGUCUACGUGGAUAACCAGAAUGUGAAGACCCACCACGAGCAUCUGCAGCCGCUCCUGAAAAUUAACAGCGCCGACAAAGAAAAGUACCGGAGGCUUAAUGAUCAGAGGUAGCAGCAGCAGAAGCUUUCCCUGGUGAAUUCUCCCCAUGGCUUGAGUGUGGGGACAUUGUUUCCGGAUUCUUCCCAACUUCUGAGCACUUCAUCUGGACCCCAGAGCAUAUGUAGCCUUGGAGGUCUCUGGAAUGACUGGUCUUAAGACCAGAAACGUGAAAAUUAAUUAUAAAAAAACAAAUUAGUGUGCUUUUCUGAACUUAGACUUCCCUAGCUGUAGACGUUCACCAAAUACUCAUCUGUUUGCUGUAGUUUAGUGAUGAAGAACCUUCAUCAGCCUGAGGGCCAAAUUUCCUCAUGCACAACCUUCAGGGUAACGCAGGUAAUGGGCUAGAGGUAAAAGUGGGUGGAGUCACAGGUGUGACUCUUACCUCGAUACAGUAAAAGCUAGAGAUACCCACACUCGUAUCUCCAUCCUCCACCCAGAGAAGAAUACUCAAGGAGGGUCCAGAGGAGGGUCACUGAGGGGUGUAGCCUGGGAAUAGGGGGUGUGGUCCUGGAAGAGUCCUGAACACCAGGCAGAGAGGCCCAGAGGGCUGCAUUUUGCACCCAGGCCUAAGGUCCCCCACUUCUGCUGUGUGGCCUUGGUCAUCUUGGGGCAAGUUGGGAUAUAGGGAAAGAGAUGGUUGGUCCCCUAGAUAUACAAGGCUCACAAGCUCUUCAGAUCUUUGUAGAUCAAUGGCAUCACUUGGAAUUGCCUUUGGAAGUCUCUAGAGGAGUCAUUCGAGAGGCAGCAGUUUUGAUGUGACAGUUGUGUUUCUCUGUCAUUCAGACAGAUGCUGAUGUACUCCCAGGAAGUGGACGGAGACUGCAGUUCUUGUGAAGAGGACCUUUUUAUCCUGUGAGUUGUUCAUGUGGGAUUCUUCAGAGCAGGGGUGGGCAGUAGCUGGCACGGGAUUUACUGGUAGUGAUACAUGGGAGAUGUGUGGCAGAUCACCAAUAGUUUGGGGCUCCCAGUUGUUUAGCAAUAGUGGCAACAAAAGGGCAGCAGCACCCAGUUUUCCCCCAAGCCAUACUGUUUUUUUGUGGGUGGGAGGACUGUGAGGUCUAUUGAAUUCUGGAACUCAAAACAAAAUUCCGAGGCUCAAAAUCCUCUCAUUCUGUUUUUGCAGUACAUUCCUGUUGGUGGUUCUGGCAGUCCUAGUAAAAAAUAGAGCCUGAAGGUCUGCGUAUCCCUACUUUUUUCAUUUUUUCCAUUAUUUUUUUAAAAGUAAGAUUCUAUUAAAACUUCUCCUAAUACAUUGCAAUAAAAAACCCCACGAAUCUAAACCAAAACAAAGAGAAAAGAAGGCUGACGUAGUGUAUCAAAGAGGGGUGCUGGAUCUGCUUUGGGCUUCACACAUCUCCAUUUUGCAUUAUCUCUGAAGGUUCUUCAUGGAGCAGAACAACCGGAUAUUCCAGACGCUGAUGGAGGUGUCAGCCAGCCAGGACAAGACCUUGACAGCUGACCACGCCCGAGGAAUGGGCUUGGACCCCCAAGGCGACCGUAGCUUCCUCAUGGACCUACUGGAAGUCUAUGGCAUCGAUGUCAUGCUGGUCAUUGAUAACCCUUGUUGUACAUAAAGCAGAGAGCGGUGGCGGCAGAGCAGGAGACAGAGAACACAACAAGUGCGAGAGGACGGCAGCCACUUGUUGCCAAGACUACUGGAAGCACCAGGGCAGCUUUGCGGGAACUCACCACAGCUUGAAUCGUGAAGGAUUGCCUUUUAUUUAUGAGAACCCUCUACAGAAAGUGUUAUUUAUAUUCACACACACACACUUACACACUUUUAACCAUUGCUCUUGGAGAUAACUUAAGUUGUGGCUUCUCUCUUCCAGGACAGACUGCGCAGUCAUACUGCCCCUCAUUGUGCUCUGUAAAACUGAUAGUCUGCUUCCUUCCCUUCCUCCCUGCCUGCUCUUAAACAACCCAGCACAUGCUGCUGUAAGAGCCUAAAUUUGGGUGGGUGGGGAAAGCACUUUACUCUCUUGGGGACCAAUGUGAUUUUUUUUUUAAAAAAAAUAACACUGCUUUGAGCCUUCGUGAUUUGCGUAGUUGACCUCCCCCAUCAGAUUUCCUUCUCAUAGCGUACACAGUCCUAUCCCAGUGGUCCUCCAGGUGUUGCCUGAUUCUCAUCCUCCAUCGCUCCCUGACCAUUGGGCCAUUGCCGGCUGCAGUACAGCCUUACCGGGAGGGCCCCAGCCAAUGAGCCGCUUUAUGCAAAAGAUACUUGAAUUCUACCUGUAUGUUGUGAAAGGGUUAGGCUUUCGUUGGGACAGGUUUUAGGGGGUCAACAUUUUCUCCCGUGUCCAGUCAUUCAAAAGGAAAAGUCCUUUCCUUCCCUUGACUGAACGAUAGGAACGAUCUGUUGUUAUUGCUUUUUUGACCAGCUUUGUUUAGAAGAUCCCACUUGUGAGGAAUAUCCUCUUGCUAGUCCCUGCUGAGUCACGGCAUUUGCCUCCUUGUUCAAAGUCUAGGUCCAACACCAAGUGACCCCUCUCUCUGCCCCCGCCAUCUGCAAGCCAGAGCAAGCCGGCUAUGGCGUUCGUAUGGAGCCCCCGGUCGUCUCACGAACUAUUGACCCGUACACCACUAAUCUGCUGCCACCAACCAGGUUCUCCCCGGUAAAUCACUUAGUCUCAGUCGGGUUCUCAAGUUAACAACAAAGAUUGUAAUUUAUUGCAAACACACAUAAACUUUAAAUGCAUUCAAAACACUGUUACCCUUUACCCUCUUAGUCUUAUUUUAUCCUAUCUCUAACUCUUCUACCUCCCCUCACACAAGAACCAACUGCACUAACAGUCUCUCUAUUUCCAUCUGUCUUCCAACUGCUUUCCCAACUGUCUAAACCUCUGGCUAAGCCUUUUAAAAACAGGUAGGCUCCGCCUCUGGCUUUUCUAUUGGUCUGCCUAUUAACCCUUUCUCUCCCCCUGUACAGACAUUUCCAAAAGAACGGUUAAAUGCCACACUGACCUUGUCCCUUACUCUCAGAUGUGCUUUGCAGAAUCUGCCGGCACAGUGCACUUUAGCAGUGCACAUCUCAGCCUUAGUCUGGAUUAUGUCUGCUUGACUUUGAUCCCCGUUUACUUUUAAAAUAUUAUUUAAUUUCCUGUCUAUCUUGAUAUAUGUACAUUCUCCUCGUGCCACAGCAUGGGAGGUGGCCCCGCCUGCACGAAGCAAUUUGUGUGCUUUCUUUCGCAUACCUGAGUCGCAAUCUCCAUUGUGAAGGCCCUCCAUGAAUCUUAAUGGGAGCGUUGGUGGUGUGAUUUUAUAGUGAAGAGGUAGUUGAAAGCAGUGAGAGCUGGCGGUAAAUAUCUCCGGACAGUUCUGCUGCACUACAGUGAGGGGCUUGGCCGUAUCUUUGAGGAGAAGUAGGUAAUAGUGACCUCAUUGCAUGUCGACUCAGGGCUUCGCUUGCAGGAGGAACUGGACUUGUGUAUGGCAGCUGGUUGGCUGCCCUCACUCCCAAUGCAGUACGUGAGUGCGGAACUUCUCAGAGCCGCAAGUUUGCAUUGUUCAACACAGACUUUUGGGCUUAGAAUUUAGUUUGACUUGUGCCAGGGCUCACACGCAGUAACUUGCGCCGAUUCAGGAUCUGUUGCUUUGUGGCAUAUUUGUACUUCACUUUCUCUUCAAGGGCAGCCACAGCUCUGCAUGUAAACACUGCAGAGAGCUUAGCUCACGGUGUCCUCUCAAUGUUGCCAGACUACAACCCCCAGCAGACUCAGCCAGCAUGGCGAGGGAUGAUGAGAGUUGUAGUUCCACCAACACCUGGAGCUACAUCCAUGUUGGCUUAGCCCAUUUCUUCAGCUGGUAGCUGAUGGCUGGUUUGACCUCAUUGCUUUGAACCCACUGCCUCUGAUCAUAUGCUAGGGAUAUAGGCAACCGUGGGGGCUGCACCCGAUUUUUGAGACGCAGCCAUAGCUUUUUAGCCACCAUGCACAUGAGGACAGCAGGAUGGCUGAGGGACAUGACUAAAGAACCACCCUUUUGAAACAGGCUGCUCAUGUCUAUUGGAGAUUUAAAACGGGUGGACAAGCUGUAGUCCUCCAGCUAUUUUUGAACAGCUCCCAACAGCUCCAGCCAGCAUGGCCAAUGAUCAAAGAUCAUGAGAGUCGCAGCCUAGCAACAUCUGGAGAGCUUUGAGUUCCCCCUUCCUGGUUUGGAGAGCACUUUGUUGGGCAGUGGGUGGAACAGGCCGAGACAUUGCUGCUAUCCCCGAAGCCCUCGCUAUAAAUGGAAAACGCAGCAGGAGUUAGUUGCUAACCACUGUUCUCAUGCUGCCUCCACAGGCUCUUGAGACUUAACUCGAGCUCUAUUGCUCUCACUGAAUAAUUUCAGCUCUUCUGCCUGGAGAGCCACUAUUCGCAGGUGGCAGAAAAAGCUAGAUUUAACUAGAGGAAGAAAUAUACAGUACGUUUGAGCCAUCCCCGGUUCCUAUUUCUUUGGCCUAGUCAUAGCUUAUACUGUAUCAACCACUACCUUUUCAAGUAUUCUCUGUGCUGCCUUGGUUUUUAGACCUUCUCUUGGACUUUUAGUGUUCUGCACUCUUUGUGUGGAAUACUUAAUGGAGUUGUUUAUUAUUAUUAUUAUUAUUAUUAUUAUUAUUAUUGACAACACAUCCCAUAUAUUAUGACUAGGGUGGAUGCAAUGGAAGAAUCCUUUUGUGAGCCGCAAUAGUGAUGGCAUUCAUCUUUUUCUGUAGAGAAGACACAUUCCUUCUAGGUUUUAACCCAUGUAUGCAGAAUCUUUAGCCCUCCAGGUGUUGUUGAACUACAUCAUCCUUGGCUGGCACUGAUGGGAGUCCCAGUAAUAUUUGGAGGGCAGCAGAUUCCCUGCCUCUGUCUUAACCCUUUCCUCCUACCUCAUAUUUAGCUGUUUUGUAGGGAGGAGUCUUCCUGCAUUGGGGCUUAAGUAACUUUAUUUUACAUAGUGAAAGAUAAUAAUUGCUCAGCAUGUGACUCCAAGCUGCCAGUUUCUCCGUUCGCUCCCCUUGAUAUCCGUUGUGGUGGUCCUGAUUUGUGCGCAAACCAAGCCUUUGAAUUUGGGGUCUUUGCCUAAGUUUUGCUUCUUUUCCCAAACUGCUAAACUGCAGCAGGACAGUGACUGAUAGAACAUUAUGUUUGUAGUUGAGUACGUAGAUCCAGGGAUGCGGGUGGCGCUGUGGGUUAAACCACAGAGCCUAGGACUUGCUGAUCAGAAGGUUGGUGGUUCGAAUCCCCAUAACGGGGUGAGCUCCCAUUGCUUGGUCCCUGCUCCUGCCAACCUAGCAGUUUGAAAGCACCUCAAAGUGCAAGUAGAUAAAUAGGUACUGCUCCAGCGGGAAGGUAAACGGCGUUUCCGUGUGCUGCUCUGGUUCGCCAGAAGCGGCUUAGUCAUGCUGGCCACAUGACCUGGAAGCUGUAUGCUGGCUCCCUCGGCCAAUAAAGCGAGAUGAGCGCCGCAACCCCAGAGUCGGCCACGACUGGACCAAAUGGUCAGGGUUCCCUUUACCUUUACCUUUUACGUAGAUCCAGAGUCAGGGUCAAUAGUUUGUGCAUGGAAAGGAGAAGAGGCAGCAGAGCUCAGCUGUCCACUCCAGAAGUUCUAUUUUAUAUGUGUAUGGGGUUCAUAAAUCUGUUCACUUGCUGUGCACCUAUGGAACACGACGUACCUACCACAGGUUAAACUUUUUGGUCACCUAGUCUGAAACGCAGAAAAAGCCUUUCAUGCCUGUUUGCGGUCAUGCUAGGAAAAACCCUCACUGCUUAAUUUGUGCAUGGCAGCAGGCUGCUUUCUAAAGACACAGGAACAAGACCAGGAAAAUAAAAGAAACGCUGGCAAUUUGAAGGAGCAGGAACUGUUAAUGAAGUGCUACACACCACUUACAGGAUCCCCUUCCCUGGUUCAUUUGUUUUGCUGUCAAAUGGUGGGUGUUUUAAGAGAACCUUUCCUAUCUUAACGGAGCAAUCCUGGGGAAGGUAUUUUUUGGGGGGAGGGGGGAUUCUUCAUAGGGGGAAAAAGAGGGGGGGGAAAGUUCCCAAGCUCUGCUGCCUUGGGCCAGCUAGGGUGGGAGAGGGAAAUAGCUUUCUCUCUAAAAGAUCUGUUGCCCUGGUUUUCAAAUCCGAAAAACUCUGCAGCUUCCAAUUUGCAAAAUAAAUAAAUAAACCACAGCCUCCCCCACUUAGGCAGGAGGAAGGCAAUUAAUUCUUCUACCACUUUCUUCCCAGGCAACAGAAUUAAGAUUAUUGUUCAUAGCAGGAAACGCAUUGAAGCAGGAACAGAGUGGAUUCUUAAAAGGAAAAUGCAGAGGAAAAACGUGCAAGACAAGGUCAGAAUAUUGACCCAGGAUCUUACUUGGAAAGAUCUUUGUUGCUUCUUUCUGUGCUAGGUGUAGAGAGAACGCUGCAUCCCUCCACCACCAACCCUGCUCACUUUGCUGCAUGCCACACCUUGUCACGUAAUGGCUAUCAGGCUAGUGCUUAAAUGCAAGGCUGGAUAUUCCACUUCCCCAGCUCCUAUUUUGUAUCUGGAUCAGGUUUGUGCAUCUCAGGGGCUCCUGGAAACCUGAAGUCUGCCCAGGGUUGCUGUAAAUUGCACAGUUAAAAUAGCCUCUUUGCUUGUUUUGCAUAAUUUAGUUUGCUUUUGCUAGGCAGGGGCAAAGAGGCAUGUGCAGCAAAGUUGCCCUGCCUGCUGGCCAGCCUAUGUUAUUUCCUUCCACCUUGACUUCUGAAAUUUCAUCAAGCUGUGCUCACAGCCUGUCUUUGUAACUUUCAGGGCUAGGCAACCCUAUAAAACAUGACUCCCGAUUUCCUAAAAACAUCAUUUUAAGGCCCAUUUGCCCCGCCAUGACUGGGUAAUCCAGCCAGAUUUCCUCUUGUAAUAUUAUUAUUAUUAUUAUUAUUAUUAUUAUUAAAAAUAAUAAAUGCCCUUUACAGGAGGCUGUAGAAGCUUCAAGAGAAGAGUACCAAUGUGACUUUUUACAUCAGAAACAAACUGUGCAAACUAGCUGUUUAGGAGGAAACAUGCUGAGCUAUAGAAAUGUUUAAAAACCUGUCCUCCCGAACUCUUAUCUGUCUUUCUCCUUUCUGCACUCGGGUGUGGGAGAAGCAGGAAAAACAGCAACCUGCUAGUUCUCUUUCCUCCCAUAUGCAUAAUAAGAUUUUGCUCCUGAAAAAGAGUGUAGGUGCCCUGCAGUAUGCUUAUCUUAGCAAUCGAAGUUCCUCUUACUUCUGACCCCCACCCACAACCAGCUGCUCCCCUGGCAUAGAGAGACACCGUGCAAUAUACUUCACACACCCGAAGACAGCAUAUGGGGAUUGCAAUGGUAGUAUUCCAUACCCAGCUGCAGAGCUCCCUCUGGCAGUGGGACGGGUGACCCUUUUUCCAAUCUGGUUUCUGAGGCAGCUUUAGCCUUUGUGCUUGAUCAGCUGAUCAUAGCACCGGCUUGGCUUAAAUUCUGUUUCUGAAUGAGGAGCCUUGCUUUGGCCCUUUGAAAACUCCCCUAUACGAGAUCAGUAUCGUCUUUUUUGUAUAUAUAUAUGUAUUUUUGUUGUUUUAAAAUUGAGUGCCUGGCACAGGAAAGUGCUGAAGCCACUGGUUCUACUUUGCAGUGGUGCACGGAUCAUUGUAAAUAGGAGAUAUAAGUGGGAGCUGCAACAAAACAUUGCAGCGCGAAGUGCUGUUCAGGGUUCCAGCAAGUCUGCCAUGCCCUUUCCAGGAUACUCCACCCCCCUUUCCCCACCCACCAUUCAAUGUGCACUGAGCAUGCUCAGUCCUCAUUGGGCUGUUUGGGGAUUCCUGUUUCCCCCAUCAUUGCUUUUUCCUCUACAGAUUUUCUGUGCACUUCUGCACAGUAUAUACUUGGGGUUCCCCCCAAAGCCUGCUGUUACCUGCCUUUCAUUUGUGGUUGUACCAUUUAAGGCUAGGCACUGGAGAAAAAAAGGAGUUUCCCAUUAGUAUGUGUUUGGCAAAUGAGCGAUGCUCCCUCUGCUGUACAGGCUGAAAAGUGCAGCUUGCUAUGCAGAUGCCAUUGAGAGGCAAGUUGCUGUUUAUGUGUACGACAUACAGUGCAUACUGCCUCACCUAUGAGAUCGCUCCUUGUUUUCUAGGUAUUUUCCCAGCAGUAAGAAGCAGGCAGUGAGCCACUUGUUUAUAAAACACAGCACCUAUUUUUAAACCUGUGUGUCUCGUGUGCCUAGAGGGGAUAUCACCAUGGCACUGAACUAUACUCUGCUCCUCCUUUUCCGUAACAAAUAUCUAAGUCACAGCCAGCUUUAGUCCCGACACUCCAUGGUGCACUCUUCAAAACAAGCACAGCCCAUCUCACUGGGCAGUUCACAUAGGGCAUACAAUGUAGUGGCAGCUGAAUUUGUGAACUAACAUUGCUUGGCAUGACAUUGAGCACUAUGAAAGCUUGGGUCUGUGAUGGCUCCUGUGUGCAAGUCAGUGGGAUGAGCGGGAACCUAUGAACCAAGGCAAAACUUCUUCUGGAAGUGAUGGCUGUUGCGAAAAAGUGCCGUUUGCUUUGUUGUAGAGCAGGUUGUGUGGAGCUUUUGGCCCUCUAGGCGUUUGUUUAUUUAUUCCAACACAGUGGUGUACGGGAGUCCCAAUACGAUCAGACUAAAAAUGAGGGAAAGCUGUAAAACGUCACUGAACCACAGCUCCCACCAGCCCUAGCAAGCACCAGGGAUGACAGGAGUCUAUAUUUCAGCACCAUCUGGAGGGACAAAGGAUCCCCCACUCCUGCAAUAGAGUUCCAAAAGCUUAUUGUGGGGUAUACUGUAAAUACAUAGCAUCCUCAACCCAGCUGUUUUCAUAAGAGAAAUUGGGAAUCGGCCAUCACAGUGGGCCACCACUGCAAGACCACCAAGCAAUAUACAGAACUCUGACUGGUUCACCUGAUACUUUAAAAAAGUUUGCUUCUUUCAAGUAGGAUCACGGCAGGAGCCCCGUGGGAGAGGGUUAAACUACAUGUGGAAGAGAGAAAUGGUUCUCUAAUCGAAAUCACCCCUACCUGCAAGGUUGCUAAUGGUCUCACUGGGAGAAGAGCAAAGUAUGAGUUGUUACCUGACUUUUCCCCUAGAAGGACUAAUAGCUCAGGGAGAGAUCUUGGGUAAAGGGGGAUAAACCUCUCCUCCAGAACUGUUGCCUGAAUCCAAUGUUGGCUCAUCAGUAAUUGUGAAAGUUUAAGAACAAACACCUGAGCACAGCAGGCGUUCUAGUCCCAAUUCUCCCACAUGUGGUUUGGCCAUAAAUCUGCUUGCGAUACUUCCCCACUUGAUACUGGAAGUAUUUCUGGUAAAAGGGUGGAUUGACUGAAACCCCUCCUGGUAGUGUCAGUGAGAGGGCAUUCCUCCUCUCUUCUCCUAGGUAAGAAAUCUGUAGGGUGUUGUGAUUUAAAGCAGUAUCCCUCAACAGCCGAGUUUAGUGUACAACUACCAAUUUGAUGCAGCCAUAAAGGCAGCAGACUGUGAUAAUUCUAAUAUCUCUGAUGAAGCGUGAAUCUGAUUUGAUCGGCAGCUAGCCUCUCCUCACUAAGCUGUGACCACGCACCUUCCUUUAGCAGUGUCAAUUGUACCUGUGGCUUUCCUCAUUUUCCCGCAAGAAGGAAAGCACUAAGUUUGUGGAUUGCCACUGCUUAUGUGGAGCCCGAGAGGGACUCAUGUACAUACUAUAAUGGACUUUUUUACUCUAUUAAAGUUCACUUUUAACACAU
This is a messenger RNA of Podarcis lilfordi (Lilford's wall lizard), 37056 nucleotides long. NCBI's taxonomy places the organism in Eukaryota, Metazoa, Chordata, Lepidosauria, Squamata, Lacertidae. The record is from the annotation of a GenBank genome assembly.